Molecule: messenger RNA, 1089 nt
Organism: Suncus etruscus (white-toothed pygmy shrew)
Lineage: Eukaryota; Metazoa; Chordata; Mammalia; Eulipotyphla; Soricidae
Gene: TMEM119
Product: transmembrane protein 119
Exons: 2
Coding region: 64-843 (259 amino acids)
Biological process (GO): ossification; positive regulation of osteoblast proliferation; positive regulation of osteoblast differentiation
Cellular component (GO): plasma membrane
Source: RefSeq, a predicted model, not a curated record
UCAGCCCAGCUCACCACCCUGCAGAGCCCCCGGCCCCACAGACAGGCACUGGUUCCAGGCAUCAUGACGGUCUCCAGCCUCAUCCUGUUGCUGUUUCUUCUGAGGGUCCCCGAGGGGACCUACUCUGCACCCCACCAGCAACCCUUCCUGGAGGAGGACCUGGCAGGCAGCGGAGAGGCCGAGGGCUCCUCUACCACCUCCCCGAGCUUCCCGCAUCCACAGACCCCGGCCCUCAGCCCCACACCAGUGGGGCCCCAGCCCACACCCCCGGUGGGCCCCCAGCCCCCCACCACCCUCCUGGAGGGCCUCAAGGAUUUCUUCCGUCAGUACAUCCUGCUCAUCGCCGUGGUGGGCUCCCUGGUCUUCCUGCUCAUGUUCAUCGUCUGUGCCGCCCUCGUCACCCGCCAGAAGCACAAGGCCACGGCCUACUACCCCUCGUCCUUCCCCAAGAAGAAGUACGUGGACCAGAGCGACCGGGCGGGGGGACCCCGGGCUUUCAGCGAGGUUCCAGACAGGGCUCCGGCCGGCCGGUCCGAGGAGGCGCUGGAUUCCUCGCAGCAGCUCCAGGCUGACAUCCUGGCAGCCACGCAGAGCCUCAGGUCCCCGGCCAAGGUGGCCGCCAGCAAUGGGGACAGGGCAGCCCGGGGUGAAGGCCAGGCCGAGGAGAGGGAGCCCGCACAGCCGUGUCCAGCGGAGCAGCCAGAGGCUGGAGCCCCCACGGAUGGAGGAGGUCAAGAGGAGCCAGAGGCAGAAGUGACGUCCUUGCUCGUCCAGGAAGCAGACGGGCCUGCUGGUCCCCCCGAAAGUGCCUGUGCUUGUAGCACUGUUCCCCCUGACGCCUGAGGCCCCUCUAGACUGUGGGACUCCCGGAGACGCCUCUGUGGGCAUGCGAUAGCCUUUGAUGUUGUUCUUGUAUCCUGAUACUUCUUCCCCGGCCUGUCCUCGCCCUCCCCCUGCGAGCCUCCACACCAGCCUCAAGAAGCUUGCUGAGUUCCAAAAGUUGGGGUCCCCCAAGAAAGCACCUCCAUGGGGGUGAAGGAUGCGUCGUAGUGACCCAAGAAACCAGCCAUCCUGGGUGGGGGUCCACUG